Mya arenaria is the source of this 946-nucleotide messenger RNA. RefSeq lists its product as uncharacterized. NCBI's taxonomy places the organism in Eukaryota, Metazoa, Mollusca, Bivalvia, Myida, Myidae. The record is from RefSeq and is a predicted model, not a curated record. The transcript has 3 exons. The coding region runs from base 1 to 927 and encodes 308 amino acids.
AUGGUUCAAGAUAAGGAAAGUGAUCUGAAAAUGGUACAAAUUGGUGCCGGUACGACACCUGGAGCGUUUCAAAUUCAGCCCCUUACUGCCAUUCAUGCGGGUAUAAUUAGUGGGAUAAUAAAGGGCCACUUUUCACAUGCGACAAAAAUAUAUACGACAGUUAUUGCUGAAAAUUAUGCUGGUUUGGCAUCUGUAUUCCAGUCAACAGAACCAAUUCUUAUUGACCACACUUUACCGCUAAUCACUGAUUUAUAUGCAUCAGCCACGGUAAUCCACGUAAAUGAGACGGAGGAGAUUGUUACAAGAGUCAAGGUCAAUGCAACCUGGAACGUGCAUGACGAUGAGAGUGAUAUUAAACAUUGUACUUGUUCCGUUGGAAUGUUUCCAUACAAAGCCAAUAUACAAGACCAAUGGUAUGCAGAUAAUCAAUCAUCUUGUGAGUCGACCCUCUUGCAGCUUAAACACGGCGAUAAGGUGUACGUCAAUAUCAAAUGUGUAAACAAUGUUGAACUUGCGACAACAACAACUGUAGCUUCAAAUACACUGUCCAUCAAUUUUACUAAAUCAAACGAUGUAACUGUUAAAAUUAUACCUGUUAACGAAGCUCCUUUCAGCACAAUACCGAUUACUGUAGCCCCGACGAAAAUACAAUCAAACAAAUCUUUGGUGCAAAUAAGUUGGUCUGAAUUCAAACAUACAUCCGGUAUUGACUAUUACGAAUAUUGCAUAUCAGACGAAAGAAAUACCAUCAUAGUAGAUUGGACAAAUGUACAGUUGAAGACAGUGGCAAGUGCACAUGGACUUAUUCUAAACAAUGCAGAGAAAAUGAACGUAAGCGUCAGAGCAACAAACACUGGGCAGUAUACAAGUGAGGCCGUCAAUGCUUCUUUAUUCACUAUAAGCGAACCUUCAGCAUUGUCAGGUUAGACGAUAGAGUUCAGCAAUU